CAUGUAGCUAUACAGUAGAGCGCUAUUUUAGUUAUCCGGACAGGUUGGGACUGGAGGGUCUCCAUGCAGAUAACUGGUAUGGAGACUUUAUUACUACAAGUGACUAUCAUUACAUGUGUACAGUAGGAUAUAGUUUGUGUGUACUGUGGCUCUGAUUUUGUGGUCACACGAUGACCAGGUGGCAGAGAUGAGCUGUCCAGAUAAUAGGUGCUCUACUGUAUGUAUGUGUGUAUUGAUGGUGUAUUGUAGAGGUUGGUGUUGGCAUGUGGAGUGGUGUAGCAGCUGCUGUCAAGACAUUUUAUGAAGAACCGGUUUGAGUAGAUGAUCUCAAUAUUUCAUUCAUUCGACGUGAAGUGUCUGUGUCCAGUCGUGUCCAUCACCCCAAUGUCGUAUCCAUCUGUGGAGCUAUCAUCGAGAAUGAAGUUCCUCUUCGUAUUGUCAUGGAGCUUUUGGAAGGAUCACUAAAAGAUGUGAUCAAAGCUGCUUUGAAAAGCAGGUAUCUGUCCAUGAGGGAACAAGUGGAUAUAGCUGUCGGAUGUCUGUGUGGUGUGAUGUAUCUUCACCAGCUGCAGUCUACUCUUCUUCAUGGAGACAUUCGAUCGCUCUACCAACAUUCUCAUCAGCAAGACCAUGGAAGCCAAAAUCGGUGAUCUGGGCUCUUGUCACUUCUCUAACGAGUCACUUUCUGUUGGUCCUCUCAGUCCAGAAUACAUUGCACCAGAACGAGUUGUGGAAGGCCGUGCAAUGGCCACACACAACACAACACAAGCCGACAUGUACAGCUUGGGAGUCACGUUUGUUGAGUUAUUCACAGGAGUUGGUGCAGAUAGGAAAGUACGUGAGAGGCAGUUUCAAGCUGUUCCUUACGUUUCACUGCAGGACAUUUGCUAUGCUAUGGCAGAAGAGAAUCCACGUGAUCGCAUUGCUGCAGCAGCAGCUCUCAUGCAAGUGAAUGCAGUGAAGCAGAAUGAUGAGUACACUUUGUGUCCUCCGAAAAGGAUGGUGAAAGGCAAGAAACGCAAAUCAGACAAAGUGACACUCGUAGAGAUGCCGUGGAUGUGACUUAGGAGCAGAUAAUUGUGAUGUAUUUGUUUGUCUGUUUGUCUCAAUUCGUCCAACUUUUCUGCUUGUUAUAAAUGCAAUAGAUGAUGUUGCAUGUGAGUAGUCUGCUGUGCAAUAUGAGUUGACAUUGAACUUUUUUAUAGUUUAGCAGUCAGUCUCACGGUUUUACAGUUUGUGUUGAUGUGAACUACAGUAAAACGUUUGACUGGAAGUGAAGCUUUUUAUUAAAUGUUGUUUGUCAGUUGUGUA
Corticium candelabrum is the source of this 1311-nucleotide messenger RNA. RefSeq lists its product as uncharacterized. Gene Ontology annotation, molecular function: ATP binding; protein serine/threonine kinase activity. Bases 586 to 1062 code for a protein of 158 amino acids. Gene Ontology annotation, cellular component: cytoplasm. The record is from RefSeq and is a predicted model, not a curated record. The transcript has a single exon. Gene Ontology annotation, biological process: protein phosphorylation. Lineage: Eukaryota; Metazoa; Porifera; Homoscleromorpha; Homosclerophorida; Plakinidae.